AAUUGGUAAAAUACUUUCCUGGUCAUCCCCAGGCAGCAUAGUAAAAACACACGGGUUAUGUCUCCUCACUGUCAGUUACCAGAAGAAACGCCCACUCUCGUAAUAAAUACUCACCCUCCCCUCUCUCACGCGUCUUUGUUUUCUUCUGUCAGUUCCGGGUGGCCACUCAUCGAUCCUCUGGGAUCCAAUUACCGGGUGCAGUUUUUUCUGGCAGCUCUCUCCACCCGAAGCCCUGGCGUUAUCAGCGUUAGCUGUGUGUCUGGGGAUCCCGUUGCAGCAGGGGAUAACAUAUAUGCCGCUCAGGCACCUUCAGCGUUAGCGCUAUGGGCAAGGUGCGUGUCGCACCAGUAGUGACGUCAUCACGGCGUUCAGGAGUUUUAAAAAGUUGCCGGUUACAGAGCGCACUGCUCUCAGUAGCUGCCGAUUGGAGAUGGAACCGGCUGCCCUAAAACGUGCUGCUGCUAAACCUUCAGGUGAUUCUACCCCGGCUGAAGAUCCUCCUAGUAAGAGACGCCAUGGGAAAGAAGGAUCCUGCAGGGCGUGUGAUAACCCAGUAUUAAAAGGCAAGAAGCUGUGCCGUGACUGCCUAGAUGGCUAUGCCUCAAGGGAGGAAGGUUAUAGUAAGGAGAAAGUCCAGCCUGCUGCCCCUGCUACAGUUGUAGAUCAAGCUGCUGUUAUGAAGUGGAUAAAGGAGGCAGUGGGUGAAUCCAUGAAACAACAUCAUAGAGGUUCGGCUUCUAAACCUUCUACAUCUGCUAUGCUGCAGGAUUCAUCCUCUGAGGGAGAAUAUUUGUCCUCAACAGAGGAAGAUAAAAAUGAGGAAGGGACAUUUGACACCAAGUUAGUUCCUUCGCUUAUAAAGGCCAUAAGACAGACUUUAAGUCUGGAAGAUCAGCAACAGGAGAAUUCUUCAAAAUCACUUUUUGUUAAAAAGAGAAAGCUAACUUUUCCUGUUCAUCCAGAGAUUAAAGAUCUAAUGAGUCAGGAAUGGAAGACAUACAAGAAGACUCCAGUAGAGACAAAAUUAUCUGUACUGUAUCCUUUUCUAGCCGAAGACAUGCAGAUCUGGGAUAAUCCCCCAUCGGUAGAUGCUCCUGUGGCCCGUUUAUCAAAGAAGACAGCUCUGCCAAUCGAUGAUGUGUCAGCACUAAAGCACCCUAUGGACAGGCGGAUGGAGAUUGAUUUAAAGAGGGCAUAUAUGACAGCAGGAGCAACCUGUAAACCAGCGGUGGCAAUAGUAUCGGUGGCAAAAGCGAUGUCCUUGUGGGUGGAUAAUUUAGAACAGGCAGUUAGAGAGGAAUCACAGGAAGAGAAUAUCUGUGAGGCCCUAGCAGACAUCAAGAAAGCAGCAGAGUUUUGUCUGGAAGCAGCAGUGGAUAUUUCAAGAUUGUCGGCACGUAGUAUGGCCUAUAAUGUGGCUGCUCGUAGAGCACUGUGGCUGCGUACAUGGUACGCAGAUACGGCAUCUAAAAGUACUCUUUGCAGACUACCUUUUGAAGGAGGUCGUCUGUUUGGCAAGUCCCUUGAUGAAUUGAUUUCUAAGUCUUCAGGAGGUAAGAGCACCUUAUUGCCACAGACCAAGCGUCCUCAAGAGGUCUCUAGAAGACAGUAUGACAGAUAUCCGUCCAGACGAAAGGAGGAAGCAAAGGCUUAUAGGCCUGGGAGAGAGUACAGAUCAAAUUGGCGGUCGGGGCAGACUGGGUUUUUUCGUUUCCCCAAGGGUAAGAAUGCUCCAAAGCCGCAGUCCAAGCCCCAAUGAGAUGAGGCCGGCCCCACCCCCCUUAGUAGGAGCAAGGCUUCUGAAAUAUCAGGAGGUGUGGGCCAGAGAAACAGACGACAGAUGGGUCAAUUUAGUGGUCUCAAGGGGGUAUCUCUUAGAGUUCCACAGAAGACCUACAGGAAGCCACUUUAUUUCUUCAAAAAGAGCUCUAAAAUUUUCAGAUCAUCUGCUUUUUCAGCAAUACAUAGAAGAGUUGCUGGCCAAGGAGGCGAUUGUUCCAGUCCCUGCCAGGCUGCAAGGUCAGGGGUUUU
Molecule: messenger RNA, 2031 nt
Organism: Xenopus laevis (African clawed frog)
Lineage: Eukaryota; Metazoa; Chordata; Amphibia; Anura; Pipidae
Product: lamina-associated polypeptide 2-like
Exons: 2
Coding region: 431-1759 (442 amino acids)
Source: RefSeq, a predicted model, not a curated record